This is a messenger RNA of Knipowitschia caucasica, 477 nucleotides long. The record is from the annotation of a GenBank genome assembly. Lineage: Eukaryota; Metazoa; Chordata; Actinopteri; Gobiiformes; Gobiidae.
AUGAGGAGCACCCUUCUGCUGAUCCACAUGAGGAGCACCCUUCUACUGAUCCCCAUGAGGAGCACCCUUCUACUGAUCCCCAUGAGGAGCACCCUUCUACUGAUCCACAUGAGGAGCACCCUUCUACUGAUCCACAUGAGGAGCACCCUUCUACUGAUCCACAUGAGGAGCACCCUUCUACUGAUCCACAUGAGGAGCACCCUUCUACUGAUCCACAUGAGGAGCACCCUUCUACUGAUCCACAUGAGGAGCACCCUUCUACUGAUCCACAUGAGGAGCACCCUUCUACUGAUCCACAUGAGGAGCACCCUUCUACUGAUCCACAUGAGGAGCACCCUUCUACUGAUCCCCAUGAGGAGCACCCUUCUACUGAUCCACAUGAAGCCUGUGAUCUUCAACAUCUUUCUGACACUCUAUGAUAAACACUGUCCAAUUAGAAUCAAACAUAUGAAUAAUUCCAUUAGAGUCGACAAGUGA